CAAAACCGAAUCUCAUCGAAUAAAAAUUUUUCGUGUUUUUCACGAAUUUCCUGACAAUUUUAAUUUUUUUAACGAAUAUUUUAGCAGAAAUUUUCAACUACCUCAAGAAAAGUAACUUGUGUCAUUUAAAAAAAGCAAAAAAAUGGUCGUUUUAAAAUCCUGUUGGUCGCCGUGCUUAUGGACAGAUUCCAUCACAAAGGGCACGUAUGCCAUUGCCGUGUAUACCGCAGCGAUGUCUGUCGUCCUCAUCACCGUCACGGAUUACAUGUUGCGCGGCGGUGAAAGUGCCCAAAUUUGGUCGCCGCUCUUCGAAACAGACAUCCGUGACUCGAUGCAGUACGUCGGAGGCUUUUUCGAGGCAUAUUUCAUGCUUCUCAUUAUUUCGUCGCUUUGCAUCGUUUUUGCCAUUCGCACGUACACACGCGGCUGGUUGUUGCCCUGGUUGAUCCUCAUGGGCAUCGUCAUUGCGUUCCAAUUCGUGUUUGGCUUGUGGCUCAUCGGAGGCUAUUACAUCUACUUGGCCAACACAUUGAAUGCCUUUUUGCUCUGGCUCUGGAUGGGACUUCACAUCUACUUUUGGUUGUGCGUUUUCUCGCAAUACCAAAUCUUCCUCAUUUCGCAGUCGCCAAACAUUGAACUUCUGAUGCCUUAUUACUGAAAAAUCUCAUUUUUAUGGGAAAAAUGACAAAAUUUAGAUUUUUAAGUGAAACAAACGCACUCACUUUUUUCCGUCGUUAGAAAUAGAAAAUAGCUUAGAAGAAUAGAAAUAAUAUUGCUUAAGUACUGAAAAAGUAAAAAAAAAAUCAGUGCGAGACACAAAAAGUAUUUUUUACAAGAAGUAACGAAACAUUCACAAAUCAAUCAAAAGAAUAUCAAACUUACUCUAAGCCGUCCUCUUUUACAAUUUUUUAAAAUGUUUUUGUAGUUGCAUAAGUUUAAUGACCAAUUUUUGUAAUA
Molecule: messenger RNA, 957 nt
Organism: Culicoides brevitarsis
Lineage: Eukaryota; Metazoa; Arthropoda; Insecta; Diptera; Ceratopogonidae
Gene: pasi1
Exons: 2
Coding region: 143-658 (171 amino acids)
Source: RefSeq, a predicted model, not a curated record